GGCGGGGAUGCGCAGCCCGCGGCGCCAGGAUGCGGGAGGGGAGCGCGGGCGGCCGCGGCGCGGAGAACCGGACGGGCGCCGAGCCCCCGCUGCACCUGUUCCCCGUGCCCGUGCUCACCGGCAUCACCGUCGCCUGCGUCCUGCUCUUCGUCAUCGGGAUCGUCGGCAACCUCAUGACCAUGCUGGUGGUGUCGCGGUUCCGGGACAUGAGGACCACCACCAACUUCUACCUGUCCAGCAUGGCCUUCUCCGACCUGCUCAUCUUCCUCUGCAUGCCCCUGGACCUCUUCCGCCUCUGGCAGUACCGGCCCUGGAACUUCGGGAACCUCCUCUGCAAGCUCUUCCAGUUCAUCAGCGAGAGCUGCACCUACUCCACCAUCCUCAACAUCACGGCGCUCAGCGUGGAGCGGUACGUCGCCAUCUGCUUCCCCCUGCGAGCUAAAGUCAUCAUCACCAAGGGGAAGGUCAAGCUGGUCAUCCUCUUCCUCUGGGCCAUCUCCUUCAUCAGCGCCGGCCCCAUCUUCAUCCUGGUGGGGGUCGAGCACGAGAACGGCACGAACCCCCUGAGCACCAACGAGUGCCGAGCCACAGAGUACGCCAUCCGCUCGGGGCUGCUCACCAUCAUGGUCUGGACCUCCAGCAUCUUCUUCUUCCUGCCCGUGUUCUGCCUGACCGUGCUCUACAGCCUCAUCGGGAGGAAGCUCUGGAGGAGGAAGAGAAAGAACAUCGGUCCAAACACUGCCAUCAGGGAUAAGAACAACAAGCAAACUGUGAAAAUGUUAGUUGUGGUGGUAUUUGCGUUCAUACUCUGCUGGUUGCCUUUUCACGUAGGACGGUACUUAUUUUCCAAAUCCUUCGAAGCCGGAUCCCUGGAGAUAGCAGUGAUCAGCCAGUACUGCAACCUGGUGUCCUUUGUCCUCUUCUACCUUAGCGCAGCCAUCAACCCCAUCCUGUACAACAUCAUGUCCAGGAAGUACCGCGUGGCCGCCUGCCGCCUGUUCGGACUGCGAGCCCUGCCCAAGCAGAGCCUCUCCAGCAGCAAGCAGGGCAGCUCCCGCGGCUGGACAGAGCCCAGCGUCAUCACAUGACACCAGGCACCCCGACAGCACCCGCCGAGCCCCCCAUGAAGCCACAACGGCAGGGGAAGAGGGCAAGGAAUGGGAAUCCCAAGGCUGGAAGCGCCGCUGCGGUCAUCACCCCGACGGGCUGAGA
This is a messenger RNA of Passer montanus (Eurasian tree sparrow), 1212 nucleotides long. It is a transcript of the gene GHSR, whose product is annotated as growth hormone secretagogue receptor. The record is from RefSeq and is a predicted model, not a curated record. Gene Ontology annotation, biological process: G protein-coupled receptor signaling pathway; hormone-mediated signaling pathway. The transcript has 2 exons. Gene Ontology annotation, cellular component: plasma membrane. The coding region runs from base 30 to 1088 and encodes 352 amino acids. Gene Ontology annotation, molecular function: growth hormone secretagogue receptor activity. NCBI's taxonomy places the organism in Eukaryota, Metazoa, Chordata, Aves, Passeriformes, Passeridae.